AUUCUUCCAUCCAAUACAUAGGAAUUGCAGAAGCCUCUCUCUCUCUCUCUCUCUCUAAAAGAUUUUUUUCCUUAUGGCAGAUAAACAGCCUCAGUUGAACGGAGCAUUCUAUGGCCCCUCAAUUCCUCCGCCACGAAACAACCACCGCCGAGGCCGUGGAUGCGGCUGCUGCCUUCUGCGCCUGUUCCUCAAGAUCGUGCUUGCCCUCGUCAUCAUCGCUUGCAUUGCAAUCUUCGUCUUAUGGCUUAUAGUACGCCCAAACAGUGUCAAAUUCCAUGUGACCAGCGCCAGGCUCACUGAAUUAAACCUUACCUCAAACAACAAUCUCAAUUACAACCUUGCAGUCAAUAUCACUGUUCGGAACCCGAACAGGAAGAUGGGGUUUUACUAUGAUGUGAUCGAGGCUCGGGCUUUGUACGAGGACCAGAGGCUGAAGUCUAUUUACUUGCCUGAAUUCUUUAUAGGACGCAAGAGCACCAAAACCAUCAGUCCUGUUUUUCAAGGGCAGCAAGCUGUGUUCUUUGAUGCUGGUGAGACUGCAGAGUUCAAUAAAGAGACCAGUAAUGGGAUUUAUAGUUUUGAUGUGAAUUUGUAUAUGAAGAUUAGACUCAGAUUGGGAGAUUUCAUAACUGGGGAUUUCAAGCCCAAGGUUAGAUGUGAUUUUCAGGUUCCUUUGAACUCUGCUGAUGGAAGAUUGGCUGGUGGGGUUGAGUCUUCCAGGUGUGAUGUUAGUCUCUGAGCACUUCUCUUCUGUUGCAGUCCUAGGAUAUUUAUAUUCAUUUAUUCGUUUGUACAUCUAUAACUUUGAGAGAGUGAGAGACUAAUCUACAAUUUCCCAUCAAUAUAAGCUCUUACUCUCGAGCAAUAUUUUGCAAACCCAA
Molecule: messenger RNA, 881 nt
Organism: Tripterygium wilfordii
Lineage: Eukaryota; Viridiplantae; Streptophyta; Magnoliopsida; Celastrales; Celastraceae
Product: NDR1/HIN1-like protein 10
Exons: 1
Coding region: 74-739 (221 amino acids)
Cellular component (GO): plasma membrane
Source: RefSeq, a predicted model, not a curated record